This is a messenger RNA of Aspergillus novofumigatus IBT 16806, 222 nucleotides long. RefSeq lists its product as uncharacterized. The annotation marks the transcript as partial. The record is from RefSeq and is a predicted model, not a curated record. Gene Ontology annotation, molecular function: nucleic acid binding. The transcript has a single exon. Lineage: Eukaryota; Fungi; Ascomycota; Eurotiomycetes; Eurotiales; Aspergillaceae.
AUGAUCUUCUUAGACAGUCAGGCCGCGAUAAAAGUGAUAGACAGUACACAAAUCCUGGGACAGCAGAUUAUCAGCAAAGUUGUUAAGAAAUGGGAUGAACUCUGGAGACUAAAUGUAUCGGUUACAGUACACUGGGCCCUGCUCAUCAGGGGAAUUAAAGGUAAUGACCUCGCAGAUAAGGCAGCAAAAGAGGCCACAGGAUGGAGCCUUAAAUCCUUAGUA